AUGAAAGAAAAGAGAAAGAGAGACGCAAUCAAGGUGGAAGGAUUGCCACGUGAUCUUGUAGAAGAGAUCUUACAAAGACUUGAAAUAAAAUCGCUUGUAAGAUUCACAUCUGUUUCUAAGCAAUGGAACGCGAUGAUCAAAUCAAGAUCCUUUGCAUCAAGACAUCUAGUCAGAACGCAGUCACGUGAUCCAGAUAUCCUUCUAGGCGGUGCUCUUCACCAUGAAUCAAAUCCUUAUCCUUGUCUAAGGAUUUUGGAAUCACAUUUUUCAUUCACAAAGGUCAACUAUGUACGAAAACCCAGUCGAAGAAGUCAUGCAGUUACCGGAAGCUGUGAUGGUCUUGUUUGCAUCUAUGACUUUAGUAAAGUGAUCUAUGUCUUCAAUCCAGCGACUAGAUGGUGUCGAUUUCUUCCUCGAGCUAAGAUUCAACAAAUCAACCGCAUUAGAGAAAGUCAAAACAGUAAAGUCAGACGAUCCUAUCUAGGGUUUGGUAAAGACAUUGUGACAAGCAAGUACAAGAUGGUAUGGUUAUAUAACUCAAAAGGAUUAGACCUAGAUGGUGAAACUACAUGUGAGGUUUUUGAUUUUACCACUAAUACUUGGAGACAUGUGAAUGGUUCUUCAUACCAGAUCUAUGAACAACUCAAAUCUCAACCGUUAUAUUUAAAUGGAUCACUUCACUGGUUUACUGUCGUCGAGAGUCAUGGAAAAAUAAAGAUGAUAUGUUUUGAUCUUCACACAGAGGUUUUUCAACUAAUGUCGGAGAUUCCUAUUGCCACUACAUGGGCUCAUCGCAUUAUCUUGUGGAGUCUGAAUAAUGGUCUUUGCGUGUCAGAGAUGAAAAACGACGGCAUUCAGGAUAUAUGGUCAUUGAAUUCACAUAAGGCUAUACUAAUAGUCAUACUGGCGGCGCCCGUUUUCCAAUAUUACCGGUCACAAUUUUCAACAAAACACG
Molecule: messenger RNA, 955 nt
Organism: Eruca vesicaria subsp. sativa (arugula)
Lineage: Eukaryota; Viridiplantae; Streptophyta; Magnoliopsida; Brassicales; Brassicaceae
Source: the annotation of a GenBank genome assembly